Messenger RNA from Coprinopsis cinerea okayama7#130, 892 nucleotides. RefSeq names its product h-sco1. Gene Ontology annotation, biological process: mitochondrial respiratory chain complex IV assembly; intracellular copper ion homeostasis. The record is from RefSeq and is a predicted model, not a curated record. Gene Ontology annotation, cellular component: mitochondrial inner membrane. Bases 148 to 819 code for a protein of 223 amino acids. The transcript is spliced from 4 exons. Gene Ontology annotation, molecular function: copper ion binding; copper chaperone activity. NCBI's taxonomy places the organism in Eukaryota, Fungi, Basidiomycota, Agaricomycetes, Agaricales, Psathyrellaceae.
CUUUUGCGUAGAUCUUUGCCUUUUUCCCUUCAGCGCAACCAGAUUUCGUUGUCUAGGUCGCUAUGGACGCGAAAUACGCUCGAAAGAGGGAGCUGGUCGACGCCAAAGCGUCUCAGCGUCCCACCACAGCGUCGAGCGUAUUCCGACAUGAGAGAGCGGAAUAGCAUGGGCGUAUUCACCCCGAAGUCUGCAGCCCUGUUCCUGGCUGCAGGAGUCGGCCUGUGGUUCUACUUCCGUCAUGAGAAGGCACGGCUACUCGAGGAGCGAGAGAAGGAGCGACAGAGUAGACAAUAUGGCCGACCGAACCUUGGUGGCCCGUUCACGCUAACAACCCACGAAGGCAAACCAUUCACCGAGAAGGAGAUGGAAGGAAAGUGGUCAUUGGUCUACUUCGGGUUCACCAACUGUCCCGAUAUCUGCCCUGCUGAAUUGGACAAAAUGACAGAGGUCCUGAAUGCCGUCCAGAAGGAACAUGGCGACAUUUUCCUUCCGCUUUUCAUCACCGUUGACCCAGCUCGCGACCUGCCCCACCGAAUUGCCCGUUAUCUCGAAGACUUCCAUCCUUCCUUCGUUGGGCUCUACGGAGACUACGCUGACACCAAGGCCAUUUGCAAGAAAUACCGCGUCUACUUCUCGACACCUCCCAAUGCCGAUCCCAAUGGAGACUACCUCGUUGACCACUCAAUAUUCGUUUACCUCAUGGACCCUGCCGGCAAAUUCGUAGAGGCCUUCGGCCAGUCCGUGACGGGAGAGGAGGUCGUGGAGAAAAUCCAGAAGGCUAUUAGCGAAUGGCAGGCGGAGACAGGACGCAAGGCAUAGAUGGUUUACCCCAAGGACAUUGAAAGUAAUGUAAUCCAUUAACUAAUUUUCAAUACACCACCACUCUAGAGAC